AUUUGUUUAAAGUCUAUGUUCAGUCUCACUCUCGCUCACACCUUCCUCUCUUCUCAUCAAACUGUCAACCAAAAUCAAAGCCUUAUUUUCACAUCAGCACCACCCAAAACAACCAGCCGUGGCUAGCCAAAAAGCCCACCACCACCUCGAGAUUGCUGCUCAAAUAACUCAUCAAACGGCCAAUAUUACGCCUUCUUCUUGACUGCUGCUGCACAAACCCACACACAUUGCAUGUGCAGUUCAGUCUCAGUCUUAUAAUAUUCUUCUUUCAUUUCAAACCUCUUUUCCUUUCCAAUAAGUCUCUCAAACUCUGACAAGAAAAAAGCCAAAACAGAAGUCCCAAUAACUAAACAACAAAAGAAAAAGGACCCAUUUAGCCAUUUUCCCCACAAAUAAUACUCCACUCCACCUUUUCUCGUACAAAACACUAUACUCUGUUUCUUUCUUGAGUGAUUGAUUGAGUUGUAGCAAUGGAGGAAAGACCUGAAACUGAACUCAUUUCAAUACCAGCAACUCCACGUGCAUCAACGCCUGAGAUUCUAACGCCGUCAGGUCAAAGAUCACCUAGGGGAGGACAUACAUCAACUGGAGCUUCUAAUAAAGAUGCUAAAUCUUGGACACCAACUUCAUUUAUUUCGCCUAGGUUCUUGAGCCCUAUUGGUACUCCAAUGAAAAGGGUGUUGGUUAAUAUGAAAGGUUAUUUAGAGGAAGUUGGGCAUUUGACUAAGCUCAAUCCUCAAGAUGCUUGGCUUCCUAUUACUGAGUCUCGUAAUGGGAAUGCUCACUAUGCUGCUUUUCAUAAUCUCAAUGCUGGUAUUGGGUUUCAAGCUUUGGUCUUGCCUGUUGCUUUCUCCUUUCUUGGAUGGAGUUGGGGAAUAAUUUCCUUAACUAUAGCUUAUUUCUGGCAACUUUAUACUUUAUGGAUCUUGGUUCAGCUGCAUGAAGCAGUUCCUGGGAAGAGAUACAAUAGAUACGUGGAACUAGCGCAAGCUGCAUUUGGUGAAAGACUGGGUGUUUGGCUUGCUCUCUUCCCUACUGUUUACCUAUCUGCAGGGACUGCGACAGCUUUGAUUCUCGUAGGAGGUGAAACCAUGAAGUUGUUCUUUCAAAUUGUUUGUGGUCCGCUCUGUUCAUCCAAUCCUUUAACAACUGUUGAGUGGUAUCUGGUUUUCACUUCCCUCUGCAUUGUUCUAUCCCAACUCCCGAACCUGAACUCGAUUGCUGGACUCUCCCUCGUUGGAGCAGUGACAGCUAUCACAUAUGCCACUAUGGCAUGGGUCCUCUCUGUAAGCCAACCAAGACCACCUUUGAUUUCAUAUGAACCCAUUUCAUUGCCUUCCUACACAGCUUCUCUCUUUUCUGUCCUGAACGCCAUGGGUAUCAUAGCAUUUACUUUUAGAGGGCACAAUUUAGUUCUAGAAAUUCAGGCAACAAUGCCAUCAACCUUCAAGCACCCAGCUCAUGUGCCAAUGUGGAAAGGAGCAAAAGUUGCAUAUUUCUUCAUAGCCAUGUGCCUGUUCCCUAUUGCAAUUGGAGGUUUCUGGGCUUAUGGAAACCUUAUGCCAUCGGGAGGAAUGUUAAGUGCUUUAUACGCCUUUCACAUUCAUGAUAUUCCAAGAGGACUUCUAGCCAUGACGUUUCUUUUAGUCGUGUUCAACUGCUUAAGUAGCUUCCAGAUAUACUCAAUGCCAGCAUUCGACAGUUUUGAAGCAGGCUACACCAGCCGUACCAACCGACCAUGCUCAAUCUGGGUCCGAUCCGGAUUCAGAAUAUUUUUUGGAUUCGUUUCGUUCUUUAUUGGAGUGGCACUACCGUUCCUGUCAAGUCUUGCAGGAUUGUUAGGAGGACUCACACUUCCGGUAACAUUUGCUUAUCCUUGCUUCAUGUGGGUUCUAAUAAAGAAGCCUACAAAGUACAGCUUUAACUGGUAUUUCAACUGGAUCCUUGGAUGGUUAGGAGUUGCUUUUAGCUUGGCUUUUUCCAUUGGAGGUAUUUGGAGUAUGGUCAAUAAUGGACUUAAACUCAGGUUUUUUAAGCCCAGCUAAGAGAUGAAUAAGCUUUGGUAAACUUUUAUUUGCUAGUGAUAGCAAUCUGUGUUUCUAUUAUAGCCUUGAGAAAAAGUGAAAAAAAGAAAUGGAGAAAGGAGGGGUGGUGUUUGUCGGUUUG
Molecule: messenger RNA, 2166 nt
Organism: Nicotiana attenuata
Lineage: Eukaryota; Viridiplantae; Streptophyta; Magnoliopsida; Solanales; Solanaceae
Product: lysine histidine transporter-like 8
Exons: 5
Coding region: 471-2045 (524 amino acids)
Cellular component (GO): plasma membrane
Source: RefSeq, a predicted model, not a curated record